AUGUCAUUGUAUCAGUUUACAUCGACUGAAUUAUCACCUGAUCUUCCCAUUUGUUUGUAUGAAAUAAGUGGUCGAUUAAUUUACGGUACUGAGGAAGAAUUACAUGAAAUGGAAUCGAAUGCAUUGUUAGGCGUAUUUCCAAAAAUUGAAAAUGGUUUGCUAAACCGAUUGCAACAAUCAUUAUCACGUGAUGGUAAUCGUGAAACUUUUAUGGACAGUCAAGGAAGUCGAUUUCAGCAAGUCGUAAGUAGUUGGACAACCAAAGGUAUCGAGAGUUUGGUUAAUUGUGUUAAAAAUGCUGUGAAUAGUACUAUUCCCUACAGUGGUUGGCUUUCAUCUGCAGGUCAAAUUUUCAAUAAAGCUCAGAUCGAUAUCAUUAAUGUUUUUGCUAAAUCUGAAGAAAGCUUAUAUGAUUCCAUUAUGCAAACUUCAUCUACAUUAAAUUGGUUAACAAAUUGGGCUCGUUGUAUUGCGAUACAUAAUAGCUGUCGUCGAAUUGCAGUAUGUCAAAAUAACGAUUAUAUUAGAGUAUUUUGUUGCAACUCUGAUCGAAUACCUAUUACACUAAAACACCAUUAUCAGCAGAAUGUAACUGAUAUGGCUUGGAAACCUUUUGAUCGCAUGGUGCUAGCAGUGGCUUGUACUCAUGCUGUGUUAAUUUGGCGACUUGACAAACAAAACCUGAAUAUUCGGCCAUCAGUCAACUGCGCGGAUGUUAUCGAAAUGUCAUCACUUGCUCCAAUCAUGCAGUGUUUGUGGGAUUCUGUUUUUGAUCAAGCUUUAUUUGUUGUUUCGGCAUCAUCAUCAUGCUUGCAGGACAUCUCAUUUGGCUAUUAG
Messenger RNA from Acanthocheilonema viteae, 837 nucleotides. NCBI's taxonomy places the organism in Eukaryota, Metazoa, Nematoda, Chromadorea, Rhabditida, Onchocercidae. The record is from the annotation of a GenBank genome assembly.